Molecule: messenger RNA, 1014 nt
Organism: Sycon ciliatum
Lineage: Eukaryota; Metazoa; Porifera; Calcarea; Leucosolenida; Sycettidae
Exons: 1
Source: RefSeq, a predicted model, not a curated record
AGCAGUAGCAGUAGCAGUAGCAGUAGCAGUAGCAGUAGCAGUAGCAGUAGCAGUAGCAGUAGCAGUAGCAGUAGCAGUAGCAGUAGCAGUAGCAGUAGCAGUAGCAGUAGCAGUAGCAGUAGCAGUAGCAGUAGCAGUAGCAGUAGCAGUAGCAGUAGCAGUAGCAGUAGCAGUAGCAGUAGCAGUAGCAGUAGCAGUAGCAGUAGCAGUAGCAGUAGCAGUAGCAGUAGCAGUAGCAGUAGCAGUAGCAGUAGCAGUAGCAGUAGCAGUAGCAGUAGCAGUAGCAGUAGUAGUAGUAGUAGUAGUAGUAGUAGUAGUAGUAGUAGUAGUAGUAGUAGUAGUAGUAGUAGUAGUAGUAGUAGUAGUAGUAGUAGUAGUAGUAGUAGUAGUAGUAGUAGUAGUAGUAGUAGUAGUAGUAGUAGUAGUAGUAGUAGUAGUAGUAGUAGUAGUAGUAGUAGUAGUAGUAGUAGUAGUAGUAGUAGUAGUAGUAGUAGUAGUAGUAGUAGUAGUAGUAGUAGUAGUAGUAGUAGUAGUAGUAGUAGUAGUAGUAGUAGUAGUAGUAGUAGUAGUAGUAGUAGUAGUAGUAGUAGUAGUAGUAGUAGUAGUAGUAGUAGUAGUAGUAGUAGUAGUAGUAGUAGUAGUAGUAGUAGUAGUAGUAGUAGUAGUAGUAGUAGUAGUAGUAGUAGUAGUAGUAGUAGUAGUAGUAGUAGUAGUAGUAGUAGUAGUAGUAGUAGUAGUAGUAGUAGUAGUAGUAGUAGUAGUAGUAGUAGUAGUAGUAGUAGUAGUAGUAGUAGUAGUAGUAGUAGUAGUAGUAGUAGUAGUAGUAGUAGUAGUAGUAGUAGUAGUAGUAGUAGUAGUAGUAGUAGUAGUAGUAGUAGUAGUAGUAGUAGUAGUAGUAGUAGUAGUAGUAGUAGUAGUAGUAGUAGUAGUAGUAGUAGUAGUAGUAGUAGUAGUAGUAGUAGUAGUAGUAGUAGUAGUAGUAGUAGUAGUAGUAGUAGUAGUAGUAGUAGUAGU